This is a messenger RNA of Anopheles cruzii, 2411 nucleotides long. RefSeq names its product zinc finger MYND domain-containing protein 11. Gene Ontology annotation, biological process: regulation of transcription elongation by RNA polymerase II. Lineage: Eukaryota; Metazoa; Arthropoda; Insecta; Diptera; Culicidae. Gene Ontology annotation, molecular function: transcription corepressor activity; protein binding. The coding region runs from base 2 to 2209 and encodes 735 amino acids. The record is from RefSeq and is a predicted model, not a curated record. The transcript is spliced from 7 exons.
AAUGGAGUCCCCGCAUCCGAAAAACACUUGUCUAAACUUUAUCAAACGCGUUUGGACCAAACUAGUUGGGGCUCCGGACGAAAAACUCGAACACAACCGGCUUGUGAAUCAGCUGAAGAAGCAGCGUAGCGAGGAAUUUAGUGCAGAGUAUAUAACGGAACAGCUCAAGUAUGCCGUGACGGAGAACUUGCUGAUCGAAAGUAGUUCGCCGCGAGGACGCGGCAAGCAAAAACCGCCAUCCGUAUCGUACACACUACCAAAAUUGCAAGAUCAGCAGUUUUUCGCGGAGGAGCAGCCCGAUUAUUGGUGUUACGAGUGCCACUUGGCUACGGCUACGAGUGCCACUUACGAGAGCAUGGUUAAAUGCGAGUCUUGUAUGCGCAGCUUCCAUAAGAACUGCGUCAAAACGUCACACGAGAAGCAGCUCGAGUUGGAGCAGUUUAUAUCGAAGCAUCAGCGCAUAACAGUGUCUUCAUUCGGAGGGAAUGAAACGCUUAAACGCACCGGGCGUCAAUCGAUGGCCUCGGUAACGUUGACGGAAGAGAACAGCAACGAUUCCACGUUGGACGAAUCCCAAUCCGAGGACACCUCAGUCGUGUUGGAAGUGACGGAUGAAGAAUCUUCGCCACGGAACGAGCGGCAGUCGCAGGAUGGCACGGUGAAGCAUGAAUGUUCAGGAUCGGAGCAAGAGGAUUCCACUGUGAAACAGGAAGAGCAGGACACGAAACACACGAUGAGCGAGGUAGAUGAGCCAGAGUUUGUGUGCAUUGUUCGUCUACCGAAUCGUCGGGAACGGCUUAGUACACCACACGUUAAGCCGGAAGACGAAACGAAUUCGGCUGCGGCCAGUGGUACGGAAGAAGAUUUAAUGCAUCGUUUCUGCUACGCUUGUCGGCUCCAGCGGGAAGCGGGUUCUACCGCACCGACUAACUUAACCAAACGGGAACUCAACUAUUUGCUGGACUUCAUGAUGCAACGAUACCGGACGUGGCUGCCAGAUGAUACGUUCUCGGCGACGAAACUUAUGCAACCGAGCAGCCGAUCCGGUCUGCAACGGAAGGUGAUCGAAAUCUGCAAACGGCUGCUGCUCCGUUUCCCAAAGUCACUCGACGACAUUCUAAAGGCAGUCGCCACGGACCAGUACACUACGCUGCAAGAGUUUCAGGUCGAUCUGCAAGACGUUGUGCAUAAUGUGGCCAUCAUCCAUGGAGUGUCUUCGGGAGAGUACAUUGCUGUGAUGUACCUGUUGGCAGACUGCGUGUACGAUAUGGCCGAGAUAAACCAGUGUCCGGAUUGCUUUCGCCAUUCGAAUGAACGAAUCGAACCGGACUGGUUCACCCGGCCGUGCGCAACGCGCCACGAGCUGGUGUACGCCAAACAGAAGAGCUUUCAGUACUGGCCGGCGAAGGUGGUGCGCGUGCUGAACAACAAAUAUGACGUACGAUUCUUCGGCGAACAUACGCGGGCUCUGGUGCCAGCUGCGUGCGUCAAACCGAUCGAUACAGACCCGCGGACGCUGAAAAUUAACCCACGAAAAAGUGGUUACGAGGCGGCGAUGAGGGAGCUGACCAAACAUCAGGCGCUUCUGGGUGGGCCCCGAGAAAGAUUCUCAUUUGGCAGUAGUGAUCAGUCGGGGGGCAGCUUGGAGACUCCAAGUAAAACCACCCGACGCAGUAUGUUGAAGCGGCACAGUGAGAAUCCAACGUCGUCCAAAGCGUCCAAAAAGCAAAAAAUGAACAACGGAACGGCAUCGGACGUCACUACUCCAAAUAACAAAUCAGCGCCCGUUGCGGCGAAUGUUUCGCCACAGCACAGUGUUAGCACGAGCAACGGCGUCGCAGUCGCCACCAUCAACCCGACUCCUCGGUUGCCGCGCACGAAACAGAACCUGAAGAUGACCCAGGGUGACAUCGAUCUCAAUUGGGUCAAAUCGCAGCUCGAUCAAGCGCACGAUCUGGAGAAGGUGAAGGAGGUGGCACUGCAGAUCGUGCGGGAUUAUAACGAACGGCACCGCUCGGCCAUUGAAUCGUUGAAAAACUCGCACAACAAUCGCAUCGCGGAGGUGAAGAAAAAGCAAUGGUGUUGCGUGUGCGAAAAGCCAGCCAGCUACUACUGCUGCUGGAAUGCGGCGUAUUGUUCACGGGCUUGUCAGCAAUCCCAUUGGCCAGCGCACAAAACUCAUCACAAACCGGCGCAGCACACCAAGUGAAUAACGAUCUGCUAAGCAUAAGUUUAAUCAGUUAAGACCGCAUUUAAAGCGGAUAGACAUUCAUCCGUAGGUUUGCCGUGUUUUGAAUUUAUUGAUUUUUUUGUUUGAAGUUUUCUCUUUGAAUUUCCAAUGUGAUUGUUUGAUUUAAAAAGAACAAAAGGCAAACUCAAAACGUUAAUUAUUUUAUGAAAUAAAAAUCCGU